This is a messenger RNA of Saccharomyces paradoxus, 1857 nucleotides long. It is a transcript of the gene DBP1, whose product is annotated as putative DEAD-box ATP-dependent RNA helicase DBP1. The coding region runs from base 1 to 1857 and encodes 618 amino acids. The record is from RefSeq and is a predicted model, not a curated record. Gene Ontology annotation, cellular component: nucleus. NCBI's taxonomy places the organism in Eukaryota, Fungi, Ascomycota, Saccharomycetes, Saccharomycetales, Saccharomycetaceae. Gene Ontology annotation, molecular function: ATP binding; RNA binding; RNA helicase activity. The transcript has a single exon.
AUGGCAGACUUGCCUCAGAAAGUAGCUAAAUUAAGUAUCAACAGCAAAGAAAAUGGUGAUGAUGGCGGCAAACCCUCGUAUGUCCCACCACAUUUAAGAAGUAGGGGAAAACAAACAUUUGAGGGAACUAUCACCAAAAAAGAAGAGAAGGCCCCAGGUGGAGAUUUUUUUAGGCGUACCGGAAGGCAAGCUGGGGACAAUGGCGGUUUUUUUGGCUUUUCUAAGGAAAGAAAUGGAGGAGCGAGUACAAACUAUAACCGCGGAGGCAGCUCAGGUGGUUACAAGUCAUCUGGAAGCAGAUGGGUAGAUGGCAAGCAUAUACCUGGACCCAAGAAUGCGAGAUUAGAGGCCGAAUUGUUUGGCGUACAUGAGGAUCCAGAUUACCAUUCAUCUGGUAUCAAGUUUGAUAAUUACGAUGAUAUUCCCGUAGACGCGUCUGGUAAAGACGUUCCCGAACCAAUAUUAGAGUUCAGCUCUCCUCCUCUGGAUGCACUGUUAAUGGAGAAUAUCAAACUAGCUGGUUUCAACAAACCUACUCCAGUUCAAAAAUAUUCUAUUCCCAUAGUUACCAAAGGUAGGGAUUUGAUGGCAUGCGCCCAAACAGGUUCAGGUAAGACAGGUGGGUUUUUGUUUCCGCUGUUUACGGAAUUAUUCAGAUCUGGUCCCUCCCCAGUACCUGAGAAGGCUCAGAGCUUUUAUUCUAGAAAAGGAUACCCAUCCGCUUUAGUGCUUGCACCAACUAGGGAAUUAGCCACCCAAAUUUUUGAAGAGGCAAGAAAAUUUACGUACAGGUCGUGGGUUAGACCAUGCGUCGUCUAUGGUGGUGCGCCAAUCGGUAACCAAAUGAGGGAAGUCGACCGCGGUUGUGACUUACUGGUGGCUACUCCAGGGCGGCUGAAUGACUUAUUAGAACGUGGAAAAAUUUCUUUGGCCAAUAUCAAAUACCUUGUCUUGGAUGAAGCAGAUCGAAUGCUAGAUAUGGGGUUCGAACCACAAAUUCGCCAUAUUGUUGAGGAAUGUGAUAUGCCUUCCGUUGGAAAUAGGCAAACCUUAAUGUUUUCUGCCACAUUCCCGGUAGAUAUCCAGCAUUUGGCCCGCGAUUUCUUAGACAAUUACAUCUUUUUGUCUGUAGGAAGAGUUGGCUCCACUUCAGAGAAUAUCACGCAGAGAAUAUUAUAUGUGGAUGACAUGGACAAAAAGUCUGCGUUGCUAGAUUUACUGUCUGCGGAACAUAAGGGAUUGACAUUGAUCUUCGUUGAAACGAAAAGGAUGGCCGAUCAACUAACUGAUUUCUUGAUCAUGCAAAAUUUUAAAGCUACAGCCAUCCAUGGUGACCGUACACAGGCUGAACGUGAACGCGCCUUAUCCGCUUUCAAAGCUAACAUAGCUGAUAUUCUGGUUGCAACAGCUGUAGCAGCGAGAGGUUUGGAUAUACCGAAUGUCACACAUGUCAUUAAUUAUGAUUUACCCUCCGACAUUGAUGAUUACGUUCACAGAAUCGGUAGAACAGGCCGUGCCGGUAACACAGGUGUGGCUACUUCAUUUUUCAAUAGUAAUAACCAGAAUAUUGUGAAAGGCUUGAUCGAAAUUUUAAACGAAGCUAACCAAGAAGUUCCCACGUUUUUAAGUGACCUGUCAAGACAAAAUUCAAGAGGCAGUAGAACUAGGGGAGGUGGAGGUUUUUUCAAUAGCCGUAACAACGGUUCAAGGGACUACCGUAAGCAUGGGGGAAAUGGCUCCUUUGGAAGUACGAGGCCAAGAAAUACUGGGACAUCGAAUUGGGGUUCUAGCGGAGGUGGAUUUAGAAAUGAUAAUGAAAAAAGCGGCUUUGGAAAUAGCAAUGCUUCAUGGUGGUAA